AUGUCUGUUUUCUCCGGGUCGGUUUUAGUUUCGGAUGGUUUUGAAGGCUUAGAAUUUAAGUGGGGUAAAAAGAGACGAGUUGGUGGAAAAAAUAAGGAUGUCCAAUUCUAUGAAUCUUUCACUUACGACGGUGAUGAAUAUUGUCUUCAUGACUGUGUCUUACUUGGCGAUCCACACUCUGGUGAACCCUUUGUUGGCAAGAUCAUCAAAAUUUGGGAACACAGUAAUAAGCGUGCAAAAUUUUCAAAGCAAGUCAAGCUUCUCUGGUUCUUUAAACCUUCUGAGAUUUCGCCAUAUCUUGAACUAGUCCCAGACGUACUUGCAAACGAACUCUUUUUGGCAUCCGGUGAAGGUGUUGGCCUCGCUAAUAUCAACCCAUUGGAAGCAAUUGGUGGAAAAUGCUCAGUUCUAUGCAUUUCGAAGGACAAAAGAAAUCCACAACCCUCGGAUGAAGAAAUCAAGUCAACAGACUUCGUGUUUCUUCGAACAUUUGAUGUUGGAAGUCGCAAAAUUUUAGAUACGAUAGAUGAUAACAUUGCUGGAGUUGACGUUAAAUUUAUCUUUAACAGAGCGGGUUGUGAGAAAGAAGCAACUGCUGUGCAGAAAAUUGAAGCAGAUAUUAAAGAGGAUCGAGAUAGUUUGAAACCAAUUGGUUCUUCAGCUAGUGCUUCAGUUAGGAAUAUUGAAGCAGACAUAAAUGGGAAUCCAGAUAGUUUGAAACCAAAUGGUCCUUCAGCUAGUGCUUCAGUUAGGAAAAUUGAAGAUAACUCGAUUGAAUCUUCAGACUAUGGAGAAAGCAGAUAUGGUUGCAAGGAAGGGAAAGAGAAAUGUCACAAUCAACUAGCUACGAAAAAAUCUCCAGUUGCUGAAGAAAGGUCUAAUAAGGAUUCUGGUGUGCAAGAAGGCACGACCCAUAAUGAACAUGACUCUUGUGAAGCUUCUGGCUCUAAGGGAAAUCAUUGGUUUGGGAAAGCUCAAGAAAAGGAAGUUCAAAAACUAUUUACCAAACAAAAAUCUAUGCCUGCAGAAGUAAGAUAUAGUAACACUUGUGAAGCUUUUGGCUCGAGGAGAAUUCAUUCCAAUUCCAAGACAGAUCAAGUCAAUGGUGUUAAAAAACAGUUGACGAAACAAAAAUCUAUGCCCACUGAAGAAAGAUGUAGUAGAGAGUCCAAUGGAUUGGAUGACAGGCCUCAAAAGAAACAGAAACUAAAUGGUUCUGUUACAGUACCAGAUGGACGAAAUACAAAAAUUCUGCAGAAACUUAGUUCUGAUGGUAAAAAAGAUAUGGGAUCUUUUAAGAGACCUAGAGACAAAGUGACUAGAGAUGAAGUCCUUCCCGAGAAGUCUAGCUUCGUUAAGAAGCAAGAUCUGGGGGUGUCAGUUUUUGAAGGACAAGAUAGAAAAACUACAACGGAGAAAGGUUUAUCGAAGAAACCAAGCUUUGAUGGUAAGCGAUUAAAAUGUGCUGAGGACAAGAGGUUGGCAGAUGAUAAUGAAAGAAAUUAUCAAGUAAUUGAAGUGACCCAAAAGCCGGAUGCUGUUAACAGCAAAUGGUUCCGGCCUCUUCCUUGGGAAGAAAGUAUGAGGGAAGCAGAAACGCAAGAGAGACUGGUUCUCCUUCAAAACUUGGAUCCUACUUAUACAUCUCAUGAAGUACAGGAUGUAGUCUAUUCUGCUUUGAAAGAGCAAUGUACAGCGAGGAUGAUAGAGUGUAUACCAGUCAAUACUCCUCAUAUUGGCCCCUUGUUGCCGCGUUUGCCAAGAUUAAUCCUCCUGGGAAGCCGUCAUCAUUCCCCGGCCAUAUCAAAAUACACAAGCUUCAAAUGCGACGAGAGACGGGAGAUGCCAAGGCUACAGCACAUUGCUCUCAGGGUAACACCAUUGAAUUUGAAUUGGCAAUGGAAUGGUGCUUGCACCAAGCCAGAUCCAAGCAUGCGAUUGAAUCGGUAUUUAAGGUAUUAG
Arabis nemorensis is the source of this 1962-nucleotide messenger RNA. The record is from the annotation of a GenBank genome assembly. Lineage: Eukaryota; Viridiplantae; Streptophyta; Magnoliopsida; Brassicales; Brassicaceae.